Cotesia congregata is the source of this 960-nucleotide messenger RNA. The record is from the annotation of a GenBank genome assembly. Lineage: Eukaryota; Metazoa; Arthropoda; Insecta; Hymenoptera; Braconidae.
AUGCGAGGUAGCAGUUCAGAGUUGCUGCUGGACGCGAGCGGGCAGAGCCACCGAACGACGACGACGGGGACCCUGACGGCGACGACGACGAUCCACAAUUUGUACAGCGGGCUGAACCACCACAGCCAGAGCAGCGGCGGGAUCUACGACAAGCAGGAACAAUCUGAGCUCCGUCGUCGCAAGCUGUUGGAGCUCGGGUUUGGAGCUUCCAGGCGGCAGCCGCCGAGGCGGACUUGCCGUCAAAGGUUCAACUUCUACGCGACCUCGGCCCUAGCACUGGUUGCGACCUCGGGCGGAGCCGCCCUCCUCUUCCUGGUCCCGCUGUACGUGGACCCCGCGAUAAGCACCCUCGCCGCGGACUUCUCGCCCCAUCCUGUUCUGUGCACCACUCUCAGGAGGGAGGAGAUCCUCGGGAUCUUCAACUGCACCUGGAGCUCCUGCAGGGAGGGCUGCACCAGUGAUGUUUAUAGAUGCACUCAUAUUUAUGUUACUUACUCGCCAGAACUCAAUUUUACUAACGCCAGUUUGUGGAGUGAAGAUAUUUACGAUGGUCUACCAGAAGUGGAAGCAGUUCUGAAGGUUAAUAUAAAAGGAUGUGGUUACCCGCCGGUAGUUGAUUGUGAUAAUUUCACCCGGGAGCUUGGAUACGAGGGUGCUAGAUUUCCUUGCCACUACAGCCGCGUUAAUGGCAGCAUAGUGAUGGCGAAUUACAACCGCGAGGCGCAACUAGAAAUAAUAAUCCACUUUUUUGCGGCGCCCUUUGUAGUGACACUUGCCACGAGUGUUGCACUCUGUGUUAUGCACUGUGAUUGCCGGUGCGUGGCACCCUCCCCUCGGCAUGCACGUGGUAUGAGAAAAAUACGUACUAAUAACCUCAGCGAUCAAUCGAUAAGCAAUAGAGUGGACCGAAGAGGACAUCAUGCACACUGCGACUGCGGAGAAGUGACACGGCCGUUAUGA